This is a messenger RNA of Parathielavia appendiculata, 823 nucleotides long. RefSeq lists its product as uncharacterized. The record is from RefSeq and is a predicted model, not a curated record. NCBI's taxonomy places the organism in Eukaryota, Fungi, Ascomycota, Sordariomycetes, Sordariales, Chaetomiaceae. The transcript has a single exon. Bases 468 to 734 code for a protein of 88 amino acids.
AUCCAACCAAUUUGAAAGGAGCUUCCAGCUGUGAAUUGCUGUCUUUCCGGACGCGAUGGAUUACAAUGCAUGUCUCGACGUCAACUUGUCCGUGACCUCCCCCUUCCCCCUCCCUAGACGCUCAUCCUCCUUUGUCACGUCACUAUCCCUUCCACUUCUGGUCGCUCGGGUGGUAAUCACACCCACCACGCCAUGUACUCAGCUGUCCUCAUCACAAAAUGUGGGUUUGAGGAUCCGGGAAGCCGAUAUCAUCCCACGCUAUUUGGGUCAGAGCCUGGCCCCUGACAAAUGCAGUUCAAUAAUUAGCCAAACAGUCCAUCAUUCAAUUCGGUGUAUAUAUGUCCGGACGCCUUGCACGCAGGGCACGAACUGGACUUCUGCAGGAUCUCUGCAUACGGCCCUGGCGACCACUGCACUUCUCCACAGCCACACCAGUUGCCUUUGCCUUCUUGCCUCUUUUCGUCCCGAUGCAGAACCUACUCGACCUUGUUUGGUGGCUGCGAGUCGGCUCCUUCUUUUCAAUCAUGUGCCUAAUUGUCUUUAGCAUCGCAGGUGCAGUUUUCUCGAGACGCCGCUCCAACCGCAGAAGGACUCACACGGGGGUCUCCGAAUGUCCACCCGUCUACACCGCCUGUCCGAAGGCUUUUAACUUUGUCUGGAUCUCCAACCACUUGGCUGUCGCCAUCUUCGCUACCGUCUUCUUCAUCAUCGGUUUUCAAGUAACGGUGGCCUGACUGAUGGUGACCCAAUUUGGACGCGAUCGCGUGGGGAUCUCUUUGGGAAUGUUGCCGUCACUCUUCAAGUCUACCGAAGUCUUUCGGAG